Messenger RNA from Trichoplax adhaerens, 1260 nucleotides. RefSeq lists its product as uncharacterized. Gene Ontology annotation, biological process: protein phosphorylation. Gene Ontology annotation, cellular component: cytosol; nucleus; cytoplasm. The transcript has 15 exons. Gene Ontology annotation, molecular function: cyclin-dependent protein serine/threonine kinase activity; heme binding; cyclin binding. NCBI's taxonomy places the organism in Eukaryota, Metazoa, Placozoa, Uniplacotomia, Trichoplacea, Trichoplacidae. Bases 1 to 1260 code for a protein of 419 amino acids. The record is from RefSeq and is a predicted model, not a curated record.
AUGAAGAAACUAAGACGUCGACUUUCGGCCACCUUAUUAGGAUUGAAUAAUGAUGGAUCAGCGACAGGAUCCGCCUUUGGUACAAAUACCACUUUUAGACCUAAAUUAUUUCCGUUUCGUCGCUAUUCUUCCAUGUAUGAAUCAGAAACAGUUCGCCAAAAAAUAAAUGCAGCUAAGGAAACUAUUGAAAAUAGUGGUAAUAGUAAGCAGAUUUCAAAUCAACGGCGACACUCUGCUGCCAUCGAAUCACCGAGCAUACCAUUUGGUACUGAAGAUGCUUAUGAAAAGUUAGAACCUUUAGGCGAAGGAUCAUAUGCUACUGUUUAUAAGGGAUAUAGUAUAGGCCAUCAAAAAUUGGUAGCCUUAAAAGAAAUCACUUUAAAUGAAGAGGAAGGAACACCAUUUACAGCUAUACGUGAAGCUUCUUUGCUAAAACAAUUAAAGCACGCUAAUAUCGUAGUUCUUCACGAUAUUAUACAAACUCCAACGAAAUUAACCUUUGUUUUUGAAUAUGUUACAACAGAUCUUAGUCAAUAUUUAAAUCUUCAUCCAGGCGGUUUAAAUAUGAAAAAUGUAAAACUUUUUCUUUACCAACUUCUAAGAGGCCUUUCGUACUGUCAUCAACGAAGGAUAUUACAUAGGGAUAUUAAGCCACAAAAUAUACUUGUCAGUGAAAUUGGUGAAAUUAAGUUAGCUGAUUUUGGAUUAGCUAGAGCAAAAUCUGUUCCUAGUAAAACUUACUCACCCGAUGUUGUGACUUUAUGGUAUCGCCCACCGGAUGUUCUGCUCGGAUCAACAAAUUAUUCAACUUCAUUGGAUAUAUGGGGAGUUGGCUGUAUAUUUACUGAAAUGGUAUCUGGCAUUGCAACAUUCCCAGGCGUAAGAAACAUUAGUGACCAGUUAGAUAAAAUCUGGCAUAAGCUGGGUACGCCCACUGAAGAAACAUGGCCUGGAGUUACAAGUUACCCUGAGUAUUGUGCUGCUGAAACCAUGUUUUAUGAGUCACGAACCAUCGCUGAAGUUAUACCAAGACUUAUGAAGGACCCGGGUGCUGCUGACUUAGCUACUAAGAUGCUGCAGUAUCAACCAUUUAAACGAAUAUUUUGCCAAGCCGCAAUGAAUCAUCAAUACUUUACUGACAUACCUGAAGGAAUCAUAAAGUUACCUCCUACUGUUUCCAUAUUCUGUAAUGGUUUGGUUAAAUUGGCUCCAGAAGAAAAUGAAUUUGAGGGAGAUUCGUUAACCUCUGUGAUAUCGUAA